AUGCCAACUCAAUUGCCAUGUGUAACACCUAAUGUAACGAUUUCUUUAGAGCUUAAAUUCAAUCAAAUCCCUUAUCGUCUUUCAUAUUCACCUGCUCCGAUGUUAUCUUAUCCGACUCUUCCGCUUUCUUCUCCGGCUCCAACAGUGGCCCAGAUGUGUGACUCCGGUAGAGAUAAACCUAAGCUGCUCGACGUUGUUUUUAAUGAGACCAUAUUAUCUUCUUUAGAAAAAAACUCUGGAAAAGUCACAGUUAUGGCUUCCGAAGAAGAUGAUGAUGCUCCUGUUUGGAUAACCGACAACGCCCCAUUUGUGGUGGUGACAGAUCCCCAUGAUGGUUCUCAUAAGAUCGACACUUCAAUCCCCACCGAAACAAUAUUCAAGAUCUACCAAUGUUUAAUAGAACUUGAUAAUCUUCCAAUAGAGGUUAAGGCAUUGCUGAAUUCAUUACAGAGCAGAAAGGGUCGAAAGGGAAGAACAUAA
Molecule: messenger RNA, 480 nt
Organism: Lactuca saligna
Lineage: Eukaryota; Viridiplantae; Streptophyta; Magnoliopsida; Asterales; Asteraceae
Source: the annotation of a GenBank genome assembly